GAGUUCACGGCGAUGCGGGACCAGUACAUGCGCGCCGGGGAGGGCUUCAUCAUCUCGUACUCCAUCACCGACCGGCGCAGCUUCCAGGAGGCGCGGCAGUUCAAGCAGCUCAUCUACCGCGUGCGGCGCACCGUGGACACGCCCGUCGUCCUGGUGGGCAACAAGUCCGACCUGGCGCACCUCCGGCAGGUGUCGGUGGAGGAGGGCCGGGGGCUGGCGCGGGAGUUCCAGUGCCCCUUCUUCGAGACGUCGGCGGCCUUCCGCUACUACAUCGACGAGGUGUUCGUGGCGCUGGUGCGCCAGAUCCGCCAGCGGGAGGAGGAGGCGUCCCGGGGGGGCGAGAGGAAGUCGCGGCGACACCACUCCUUCUGGACCCGCCUGAGGUCCCCCUUCCAGAGGAAACAGCACUCCGAGCACUGA
Molecule: messenger RNA, 420 nt
Organism: Osmerus eperlanus (European smelt)
Lineage: Eukaryota; Metazoa; Chordata; Actinopteri; Osmeriformes; Osmeridae
Product: GTP-binding protein Rit1-like
Exons: 2
Coding region: 13-420 (135 amino acids)
Cellular component (GO): plasma membrane
Molecular function (GO): calcium channel regulator activity; GTPase activity; GTP binding
Source: RefSeq, a predicted model, not a curated record